Molecule: messenger RNA, 1641 nt
Organism: Paramecium primaurelia
Lineage: Eukaryota; Ciliophora; Oligohymenophorea; Peniculida; Parameciidae
Source: the annotation of a GenBank genome assembly
AUGUCUAUAAAUAUAAUCAAAUCUCAUAAAAUUGAAGUACCUAAGCAAAGAAUAACAUAAAAUUAUAGCAAGAAUUGUAUAACAACAUUCAAAAAAUUUCGAUGUAUUAUAGUAUUUUAUAUCAAAUAGCAAAGAGUUUGGAUGUGUUUAUUAGACUUUUAUAAUAAACAUGCUAUCAAAAAUCAGAGCAAUGUAUAGAUACUCAAUAAGUUUUUUCAACAAGCAGAUAAUUUAAUACAUAAAGGACUUUGAUGGAAUUCGGAUUCAUCAAUGGAAGAAACUCUCCUAACAAAAAGAAUAAAUAGCCUUAGAAGAGUAGAUAAAAAAAUUAUAAAUUUCCUGAGUUAUAGUAUAAAAUAAGAAGAUUAAGUUGUGGAUGUAGUGAAUGUGGUAUGGUUGGACGAAAAAUUAGGAAAUUUCAUGAUAUUCUUAUUUCAAAAGUUAAGGAAGUUUAAAAAUAAUCAAUAGUAGGAAAUGGGAAUAAAUUAAGAGGAAUUUUUAGUUAAGUAACUAAAACUGCAAAGGCAUGCAUAAGUUUGAAAACUUUGUAAUCAGAACGAGAUAGAGAUGAGAAAUUAGAGUUUAGUCCUGAGGGUAAAGGUAGUGUUUUUGAUUUUUAAUGUAAGUAAGUGUCUCGAAAGAUUAUUUACUAAAAUUAAAUGAAUCAACUACCAUUAAUAAAGAAGCCUUAGAUGAAAGAUUAUAUGAGAAAGAUAAACAAUCUUAAUAACUUAAUUGAAUAAACUUAAAUGAUUACUAGUCAAUCUUCUACUUUAAUCAGGAAUUCAGCACCAAAUUUAGAUGCAUUCGAAAAGAAAUAAAAAGAGAGUCCGAUGUCGAAAAGAGAAUAAUCAAUGCAUAGUUCUCGGUAGAAACAAAAUAUAUACUUAUUAAAAACACCUCUGAAUGGAUUGAACUAAUCGAAGUUAAGAGAGUUUAAAAUAAAAUAAUGAAAUAUAUUUAAUUUUGGAAUUAAAGCAACGAUAUUGAAUAACAAUCUGAUCCUUAAGAGAAAUCAGGGUUCGUGUCUAAGUUUUCUUAAUCUAUUAGAUUUCUAAAACCAUGUAAGAUUUAUAAAAUGAAAUAUAUAAGAAAGUGUAGUGACAAAAGUAUAAGAUGUAUAAUAAGCAGCAUUGAAUUGGAAGAAUUUUACAAUAUUUUUUGGAGUGGGAAUAUGUUUUAUGUUUAUAGCAUUUACAUUUUUACCAUUAAUAAUGAUAUUUCCAGCAAAAUUUGGUGGAUUAUUUAGUUUAGGGUAUGUGUUAUUUAUUUAAAUAUAAUAUAGAUCAUUAAGUUUGUGGAUUUCAUUGUUUAUAAUAAAAGGAGGAAAGAACUUUAUGAAAAUGUUUUGUAAUAAGGAUAAAUUCAUUUAUACUAACAUUUAUGUGAUUAUGCUUAUAGCAACAGUGUAUUUUAGUCUGAUCCAUAAAAAUUAUAUUUUGGUGUUAAUGUUUUCAAUUGCUUAGGUAUUUGAAUACUUAAAGAAUUUAGAUGAUAUCUUUAGGAUGGUUAUUUGCAUCUUCAUUUCCAGCUGGAAUCACUGGUAUGAAGUUUAUUACAAAAUAAAUACUUGCACUUAUUAAAUAGAUAAUGUCUUGUUGUUUUAAGUCUUCAUAAUCGAAUUCAUUUCUACCAAUAUGA